Messenger RNA from Copidosoma floridanum, 10323 nucleotides. It is a transcript of the gene faf, whose product is annotated as ubiquitin carboxyl-terminal hydrolase-like faf. Gene Ontology annotation, molecular function: cysteine-type deubiquitinase activity. Lineage: Eukaryota; Metazoa; Arthropoda; Insecta; Hymenoptera; Encyrtidae. The record is from RefSeq and is a predicted model, not a curated record. Gene Ontology annotation, biological process: protein deubiquitination; cell migration. Gene Ontology annotation, cellular component: cytosol; nucleus.
UGAUAUAUAGUGCACUACUGCCACUACUCCAACGUCUCCAACCCAGUGUAUUUUACGCACGAACAAACUAUACCCUCAUAGCGGCAGUCUGCCCGCACCCAGAAGCAGAACGAACACCCAAAGUCCCAAAACCCUGCAGUCUAUAGACUAGACUCAAGACUAAGUACCUACAGUAUACAUAUACCUAGUGAAAAAUACUUCACAUCUCUCAUCCCAGGUCCCAGUGUACGUGCGCGCGUGUGUUGGUGUUGGUGACUGUGUUGAUGUGUGUUGGCGAGGAGUCGCCAUUUUGUCCGAGUUUGACUUCGGCCCGGUUUCACCGAGGAUAUCAACGACGAGUUGAAAAGCAGACAGGGAGUUGCCUGCUGCCACGGGAGUUCCAGCGACUGGCCAAGAUAAUGUAGAUAUAGGUUAAAGUUACAAGGCCUCGAAGAUAAAAGCGUGUUUCAUGACAGUACUGGAUUCUGGUUUUUGGUGGUGCAACUUAGUCCUAAACACGUACACCUUCAAGACGUCAGUCCGUAAGACUUACAAGGCAGGAUGACGAUUGCUACGAGAGGCCAAGGGGUUGGAAUUGAUCCGCCCGAAAGUCAUCAAAACACAGUGAUGCCUAGUUCACCUGGUCAGCAGCAGUUGGCGGACGCCAUGUCCAGCCUUCAGAUAACUGAAAACGUAACGACUGCUGAUUGCACCAACGACUCGUCGACUGUGACUGGUAGCGAAGAGACAGUUCAGCAAAAGUUAGAGCCUGAUUUUCCACAUGCUAAGCUUGCUGCGCUGGAUGAAAAAAUAUCUAGUCCAAGAUGGGUAGUGCCUGUUUUGCCUGAUCAAGAAUUGGAGUGCCUGUUACAAGCCAGUAUCGAUUUGUGCAAAAAAGGAAUUGAUGUACAGAGUGAAGCAUGUCAACGUUUUUUUCGGGAAGGGCUUACGAUUUCUUUUACAAAAAUUUUAACAGAUGAUGCUGUCAAUAGUUGGAAAUUAAAUAUUCACAAUUACAUAAAUGCCAACUGUCAACGGCUGGUAGAACUUUGUGUCUUGAAAUUAGAAGAGGACUGGUUUCCUCUUCUUGAUUUACUAGCAAUGGUUUUUAAUCCUAAUAAUAAAUUUCAUACGUUUAAUGCAUCGCGUACCUCAGAGACUGUACCACCAGGUAGUAAUAUUCCUGAUGAUGAAGUAUAUGCGCGAUCUCCUUCAGAUUCGAGGAAUCCACGUGGCUGGCUUGUUGAUCUUAUAAAUAAAUUUGGUAGUCUUAAUGGUUUUGAAAUUUUACUCAAAAGAUUUUCAAGUGGACGAAAUUUAACAGUGCCAGUUAUUUAUGCGUUAAUGAAGCCAUUUGGCUUGUGCUAUGAGUUAUUAACAGUUAAUACCAUUUAUAAAUACCUAAUGCCCAUAGUGAAAAUGGUGCCUCAAAUUUUAGAUAAUCUGACAGAUUCUGAACUUAAGAAAGAAGCGAAAAACGAAUCCAAGAACGACGCGAUAUCAGCCAUAAUCAAAGCAGCAAAGUGUAUAGCCACGCGCGUACCUUAUCAGGAGGGGACGAUAAAAAAUCUCGAAAUCUUUAGACUGAAAAUGAUUCUGAGGCUUUUACAAAUAUCGUCUUUCAAUGGCAAAAUGAAUGCUCUUAACGAAGUGAAUAAAGUAAUUGCAAGUGUAAAUUAUUAUCUUCACCGUAAUCCAAAUCUCGAGGAGGAAGAAUGGUUAACUGCCGAACGAAUGGCGAAAUGGAUCAAAGAAAAUGGAGUGUUGGAAAUCGUGUUGAGGGACUCGCUGCAUCAGCCGCAAUACGUCGAGAAACUAGAAAAAAUUUUACGUUUUAUCAUAAAAGAACGUGCAUUAUCUCUCGAAGACUUGGAUGCUGUGUGGGCGGCACAAGCUGGUAAACACGAAGCCAUUGUGAAAAACGUUCAUGAUUUAUUGGCCAAAUUGGCUUGGGAUUUUAGUCCGGAACAGUUGGAUCAUCUUUUCGAGUGUUUCACGACGAGUUGGAGAACUGCCAACAACAAAAAACAACGAGAAAAGCUUCUCGAGUUAAUUCGAAGACUUGCUGAAGAUGACAAGGAUGGAGUCAUGGCUCAUAAAGUGUUGAGCCUCUUUUGGAACUUGGGACACAGUGAAGACGUGCCUCCAGAAAUCGCGGACCAAGCCUUGAGUGCUCACGUCAAAAUAUUGGAUUACUCGUGUUCACAAGAGAGGGACGCUCAAAAAACAUUAUGGCUGGACAAAUGUGUGGAGGAAUUGAAAAACGGCGAUAAGUGGGCACUACCUGCGCUCAAGCAAAUUCGUGAAAUUUGUUCCCUCUAUGAAUCAAAUCCCAACAUGGGUCAUGGUCAGCGAACUCAACAUGCGUGCUAUAGGCAAGAAGUCAUUGAACGUCUUCAAGGCCAUCACUCCGUCGUUAUACUUGUGACUAACAAUUUGACAUCGUAUAUGAGCAGAGUACGACAACUGGUCAAGGAUCACCCGGAUAUUGACCCUAAUACUUUUUUACCUGACGAUCGCUGUAACCACAUCAUGCAAGUCCAUGAAAGGCUGAGUUUUUUAAGAUUUUUAUUAAAAGAAGGUCAAUUAUGGCUUUGCGCCGACCAAGCUAAACAAAUUUGGCAGUGUUUGGCAGAACAAGCAGUUUUUCCUUCAGACAGAGAAGCAUGUUUCAAGUGGUUCUCUAAAUUAAUGGGCGAAGAGCCUGAUCUUGAUCCGUCAAUCAACAAAGACUUUUUUGUAAAUAACAUUUUAUUGUUGGAUCCCACGCUGCUUACCGAGAGUGGCAUUCGAUGUUUUGAGAGGUUCUUCAAAGCUGUUAAUUCCAAGGAAAACAAGUUGAAGAUUAAAAGACGCACUGUUUUGCUGGAGGAUGUAGACUUGAUAGGAGCCGACUACUUGUGGAGGGUCGUAACAAACAGUCCAGAAGAAAUAGCCAAUCGAGGAAUAGAGCUGAUGAAAGAAGUUAAUACUAACUUGGGUUCUCGACUGCAAUCAUCCGUAAUGGCUUUUCACGAAACUUAUAUAUCAGAGUGUAUUGAUCGUUUGAAAGCUCACUACGACACGAUGUCCAUCCUUAAAAAAGAUACACUCGAGAACAAAGAGGAUAAAGACGAAAGUGCCGUUGACUGUAUUAAAUCGGAAGCGUUAAAAAUGUGUCGCGUAAUGAAAGUUUUGCAGGAAUAUCUAAAUGAGUGUGACAUGGCUUUUCCUGGAGAAAGGAAAAUUCUUCCAUUACACAGAGCUGCUCGAGGCAAGCAUUUAUCUCUAAUCGUAAGAUUUGCUAAUCCUGCUCGUGCCGUUGAAGAUAUUGAAAUAUUUUCACAUACGAACGAUACAUUGGCAUCUUUGAGACGACAGAUAAUGAGAAAAAUCAAAGCCAGUGAUACACAGAUUAAAAUGGAUCUUUUCAUUAACGGAGAACCGUUGGACCCAGCCGACGAUAGAAAACUAUUAUCGCAGAUUCCUUUAAGAGACAAAACGUUAUUGUCAGUAAAACUCAGUCAAGUUAACACAAACAUGCCAAGCUCUCCCGAUAGUAGUUCCGACAGCUCAACUAGCUCACCUCACCAUCCUUACUCCAAAAUGGAGAGUUGUCACGCGUCUAAUCCAGAAGCCGAGAGCAGUUUACCCGGAGUGCUGUUAUCCCAAAGACACAAGUUUGUCACGUUUUUCUUUCAAUUGGCGGAUUUGGGCUGUAUGCUCGAACAGGCCCAAUUGCGCGAUGGCGCACGCUAUCUUUUGCAAUUGAUCCCGGCUGACAUAUGUACAGUGCAGAAAUUGCAACGUUUUUUCGGGCGCUACAAAGAUCACGAAGCUGUGCAAAAUUCUUCCGCCGACGAGUCCAAUGUUAACGUAGGCUCUCUGUUUUUCUCAGCAAGUCCAAGUCAAGUUUUAUACAAUUUAGAGGUUUUAUACACACUGUUGAUGCCCGCACUCGAUCCAAUGUCUGACAAGGCAUGCGAGUUCCAGCUCAAUUUGAUCAAAAGUGGCGAAGCCGGAGUAAUCCUGGACAUGUUGACGAAAAAUAAUUUCCUACCUAAUGCGGAUGAAGUAACGAAGCGCUCGGCCUAUCUUACAGUUCUCAAGCUGUGCAAGUUCCUGCUGACGGUGAUGGCGAACACCGUGGCCCAAUUAACCGAGGUGCCAUACUUGAACGCCCAAAUCCUUCAGUCGAACAAGCACCAACUGCCGAUAGCCGUGCUGAAGCAGGCGUUGCACAGUGUUCCGAAUCAAAACACGGAGUUUAUGUUGCGCUCGGUCGCGGUCAAGCUCGCCACGUUCAUUGCCAAGGACAUGUUAAUCGGGAGUUCGGAGCUCGAGCGGUACAGGCAGCUGCUGCAGCAGGCGCUCCUGUGGGAACUGCCGGACGUGGUCACCAUUCGUGCCAUAAUUAGAUUAGCUUGGGCCGCGUCCAGUGGUAGUUUAAAUCACCUUAAUGCCUCGUCCCAAGUGCUCCAUGAAAUUCACGAGACCAAUGCUAAAGAUCAGAAAAACAUGGACAACAAUGAUGUUUUGAUUUGCAAAGAGGCAUUGGAAGUGUUGACAUUAGCUCUAGUAUUAAAUCCAAAGGCUCUGGAGGAUUUGACGCGAGACUCCAUGUGGCAACAAAACUCGGAGAACGUCAUGUGGAACACGUUUUUAAUUGACCUUGUACUAGUUGGCACAUCACGGGCGAUUCGCGCAACUGCUGCUGAACAAUUUUUACUAAUAUCCACAUGGUGUAGUAGUGGACAUCAGGCGCUUCAAUUUUUUAUCACUCGCCUGUUUCCAGUCAUAAAUACCACCGUCAUAGAGUACGCUAGACAAAGCCACGAGUUUUUCCAACUACUGUGUAGGUUAUUAAAUUAUGCACACAUAUCGGGGUGCCUAUUAUCAUCUGCUGAAAGUUGGCUCAACAUCGAAAUCGUAUGGUUGAAGCAAGUUCGCGAUCGUGUUCGAGAAACUGGUGAUACUGCGGUUGACGAGGCCGUCCUCGAGGGUCACCUGGGCCUUACAAAAGAGUUACUAUCAUUUUUUCCACCCGUGAAAAAGUACGAGCUUGGAUCCGACGAUAAAAGAGGCAUAACUCUCAUUAAGGAAUUAGUACAGGAUUUUAUAUUUCCGGCUUCGUGCUGCAUGCUGCAGUUGCGAGAAAAGCGAGGCGAGCUGGCUUGCCUCAGCUCGUUCCAGGCCUGCCCGGUUUGCAGUACUCCGCAGUCUAUCAGUGCAGCCUUCGAUCUUCUCGUUACCCUCUGCACCGGUUGCGUGCCCAACAUGAGGCUUCUAGUCAACAUGCUCUGCAACAUGUUUUACUCGGAAAAGGACGAGCCUCUCGUCGAGUGGGACUACCUGCCGCCGGUGGGCCCGAGGCCGCCCCAAGGUUUCGUCGGACUCAAGAACGCCGGCGCGACCUGCUACAUGAACUCGGUGCUCCAGCAGCUCUACAUGGUCGAAAGCAUUAGAGUAGGACUGUUGGCAGCGGAGGGCGCAGCCACGGAUCUCAACGAGGACUUUUCCGGUGAGGAAAGAACAGAGAGCGAACAGACGAUCGAGGCCAGCGACAACGACACCAAUGAGGAAAAGUGCAGUGCAGACGAGUCACGCAAGGAAUAUAAUAUUGGCAUACUAAAGCAGGUUCAAGCAAUAUUUGGGCACUUGGCUUACAGUAAGCUCCAGUACUACAUUCCUCGUGGUCUUUGGAAGCACUUUAAGCUUCAGGGUGAACCUGUUAAUCUGCGCGAGCAACAGGAUGCCGUUGAAUUUUUUAUGAGUCUGGUAGAAAGUUUGGACGAAGCUUUGAAAGCUCUGGGCCAUGAGCAAAUAAUGAGCAAAAUCCUUGGCGGUUCUUACAGUGACCAGAAAAUUUGUAAAGGCUGUCCUCACAGAUACUCUAAAGAAGAGCCCUUCAGCGUUAUAAGUGUGGAUAUCAGGAAUCAUAAUAAUUUAACAGACUCUUUGGAGCAAUACGUCAAAGGGGAGCUGCUCGAGGGAGCAGAUGCGUACCACUGUGAUAAAUGUAACAAAAAAGUCGUGACCGUUAAGCGAUUAUGCGUUAAGAAAUUGCCGCCUAUAUUGGGAAUACAGUUGAAGAGAUUCGAGUACGACUUUGAAAGAGUUUGUGCUAUAAAGUUUAACGAUUAUUUCGAAUUUCCACGGGAUCUCGACAUGGAGCCUUAUACCGUUUCGGGACUCGCAAAACUGGAAGGAGAGAUUAUAGACUGGGAUCACGAGGAGACACUCAAAGGAACUUGUACCAAAUAUCAACUAACUGGUAUUGUCGUCCAUAGUGGUCAGGCCAGUGGAGGUCAUUACUAUUCUUAUGUUUUACACAGGCAAAGUGAUGGGACGGGAAAAUGGUACAAGUUUGACGAUGGAGACGUAACUGAAUGUAAAAUGGAAGAAGAAGAAGAAAUGAAGUCUCAGUGCUUUGGUGGCGAGUAUAUGGGUGAAGUGUUUGAUCAGAUAAUGAAACGCAUGAGCUACCGUAGACAAAAACGAUGGUGGAAUGCAUACAUGUUAUUUUACACUAGGAUCGACGUAGAACCCAAUACUCAGUUGAAGAAGCACAACGAACUGUCGUUAUAUACCAAAUUGGGAGUCACAAAAAUGCCACCAGCAAUCGAGUACAGCGUUAGAAAGCAAAAUAUUAAGUUUAUGCAUAAUCGAAAUCAGUUUAAUACGGAAUACUUCCAGUUCAUCAGAAAACUUGUAUCGUGCAACCCGUGCAACGUUACUCGACCUAAUCACGAUAAAAUCAGCCCGGAAGCUGAAGAGCUGUCGAUGCUAUCUGUACAAUUGGCGUCAAAAUUUCUAUUUUUUACCGGUUUUCAUACAAAGAAGACUUUACGUGGGACUGCGACGGAAUGGCACGACAUAUUGUGUCACCAUUUGCUUAAUAGUAAAAAUGUACGUGCUUGGUUCGCUCACAACGUCUUAUUUAGUCAUCCACAUAGAUUCUGCGAAUAUCUGUUAAGCUGCCCAAGUACGGAAGUUAGAAAUUCUUUUUUGAAAAUAUUAGUUUUUGUGGCUCACUUUGCUCUACAAGAUGGCCCUUGCACACCACCUCUUAAUGCUCAGAAAAUGAAUGGAUUAUUUUCAGCUGUUCUUGUGGAUCCCAAUGCAAACCUCAGUGAUCAUCUAGUCCACGCGGUUCUUACGUUACUUCAAAGAGAAAUCUCGGAUCAUGGUCGUCACCUGCCACACUAUUUUUCUUUUUUCCUCAGCUACGCGUCACUUGGUGCACAGGAAAAGUUACAAUUGUUAAAGCUGAAUGUACCAGUGACAUUUAUGCUGGUAGCGAUAGACGAAGGCCCGGGUCCAGUAAUCAAAUAUCAAUAUCCCGAACUGACAAAGCUUCAUCAGGUGGUGAGCAUGCUUAUUCGUUGCUGCGAUGUGUCAUCUCGAACCCAAUCGAGUGUUAGUGGGCCGGUGCUUCCCAACCCUUACGGCGACCCAGCUUGCGGCAACGAGUACCUCAUGCCUAUACCCCCACUUGCAGCUGAUAUACUUUUUAAUCGUACGAGCUACAUGAAGAAACUCAUUGAGGAUGCAAGCAUUGCCGAAGAGACGGUCAAACUAUUGCAAUACUGCUGUUGGGAGAAUCCGCACUUUUCGCGCAUAGUCCUCAGCGAACUGCUCUGGCACAUAAGCUUUGCGUAUACCCACGAGCUGAAGCAUCAUACGGAUUUGCUGUUGGAGAUGCUUCUCAUGGACGAUUCGUGGCAAAUGCAUCGUGUGCAUAAUGCUCUAAAAGGUGUUCCGGAAGAGAGGGAAGGUUUGUUCGAUACGAUCCAAAAAAGCCGUAGUCAUUAUCAAAAGCGAGCGUACCAGUGCAUCAAAUGCAUGGUGCAAUUGCUCUGCAAGUGUAAAGGAGCGCACCAAUUUUUGUACCAAAAUGCCGAAUUGAAGAAAAAGUGGCUUCUUGCUAUCGAGUGGCUUCAAGAAGAAUUGGAUAAGAGGCCUUACACUUCGACCGCACCGUAUACAGACGUCUAUAACAAUUGGUCGCCACCACCUCAGUCCAACGAUUCGACCAAUGGUUACUGUUUAGAACGCAGUAACAGCGCUAAAAAAAUACUUGAGAUGGCUUACGAUCUGUGUCCGGAUGAUGAACCAGAAGUUAAGGAUUCGAUCGAAGAAAUGUUUGAAACUUCUGAGAAUGCAUCUCAGGAAAUAAACGUUCAAACUACCACGGCAGCAACAACAACAAAAACAAUACCAACGACAGUAAUACCACACACGACGUCAGUGAUUGACUUCCAACUCAUGAAGGAAGCUGCAAAGAAUAAAUCUACAGCUCAAAAGACUAAACACUUUGAUGAUGGUAUUCCGGAGUUUCAUUGUUUCGAGGACGGUAUUAUUUUCGAGGACGAAACUAAAAUCUCAGAAUACAGAGCAUUUUGGUAUGAACAAUUUUUCAAGCACAAAGUGCAACAGCAUAAGCAGCAGCAACAACAGCAACAAAUGCAACAGCAACAGUCGCAAGAGCAGCAACAGGAGCAACAACCUGGGCCUUCACCGGUGCACACGUCGCAUUGCGAAACCUCACCAAAUAGCAGCCAGGAUCCAUAAUGAUAUUUGGUAUUACACGCGCGCUGCCUCUGUGAGAGCAGCUGGGACUACGUGAAAUCGAAUAACUGGGCUGGCAUGUUGAAAGUAAAGCAACAAGUCAGCAUGUACAUAUGAAAGAGCAGUCGAGAGAAGACAUACGAUACGUCUCGAUGCUCUUUCUUUUUCUAGUGACGACCGCCGCUGAUCAGAUACAUUUUUCUCCUCUUCUCUUUUUAGGUAACGGCCGAUACCAUCCUCAUAUGUUAUUCAAGUUUUCGCUAAUUUUUUUUAAGAAAGCUUAAGACACAAAUUUCAUGCAGAACAAUGAAAAGAGUUUUUAAAUUAUUCAAUUAGUUUAUCAUAUUUAAAAAUAUUAUCGCUAUAGCAUUAAAAAAUUUUUUCUAUCGUACUUAAAUGAAAGCAGAUUAGUGGGCAAUUUUUUGCAACUGUAACUGCUAACAGAAUAAAUUUUACUGUUAAAUUUAAAAUUUAAUUUUGAAAUUUUUAUUGACAAACAUAUAUUUUGGGACUGAAUUUUCUUUUUGAAUCACAAUUCAACAACAAACCAGAGGGAUGGAUAAAGGCCACUGAGAGCUUUGAAAGUAUGAAAGUUGAAUGGAAAAAAAAAUCAGUUGUAUCGUUCUAAGAUACUUAUAAUAACUGAGCUGGGGUAAUUUUCUGUAAAAAGAAAAAGAGAAAAAAAAGAAAGAAAACAAUUAAUGCAAUGAGUACUUGAAACUCACGAAAUGAUCCAAGCUCUGAUAUAAUUUAUAAGAUAUGUAAUAAGUCAAACGCUACUAUUAAACAAAAGAAAUAAAGUAAAUUAAAAAUAAUAAAUCAAUCAAGCAAAUAUACCAAACGAUAAUAGCUUUUUUAAACGCAUGAAAAAAAAAUAACAAAAAAAGAAACUUUGAAUGCUUACUAUGAUAUGUACAUAUACGCAAAUUUUACUGCUUUUUUACGUGGAAGCAAGUCGAAACGCUAGUGUAAAUCCUGGUUUUGUAAACAAACAUUUUUUACGUUUAGAGGAUGGUCGAUAAUAUUAUUUAUGUAUAUUAGUCGAGAGAAACAGAACAAGAGCGAGAGAGAUUAUUAUAAAAUCCUACGCAUCUGCAGAGAGCAUCAAUAAUCGAAAUCAUGGUGUCAUUUUCUAAUGUAAUUUUUUUAUGAGCGUUGAAUGCGAGCUACGUUAUAUAGAUAUGACCAAGAGCAGACAAAAGGAAAUUCAAAAUAAUGAGUGAAAUGCAUACUUGAUACAUUCACUCAUUAUUUUUAGGACACGUUAGGUGUAUGAGUGUGUUUGUGUUUUUUUUCGUUUAUGUACGAAUGUGCACUAAGUGUAUAUGAAUGAAAGAUCGAGAUAACACUGCUGAAAAAAAUAUUGGAAAGAAUAAUAGCAUUUUUCAUUUUUCUCAUACUUUAUACAAAAGUUGUUACCUAAAUGAUUUAAUUGUUAUAUUUCGCAAGGGUGUAUGUGGUUCAAGAAUUUUAAUAAGAGAAAUCUUGCGUUUGACAAGUAUCUCGACUCAAUCAACAGUCAGUUUACCGUAAAAUUUAUUUUUAAAAAACAAAAAAAAAAAAAAAAAAAAGAAAGAAAUAAAAACUUUGAAGAUUGUGACAAAAGUUACAAAAAAAGAAAAAAAGAAGAAAAAAAAAACUGUAAAAAAUACCCGAUACAACUAAAUGAAAACAUCGCUGACAAAUGACUGGUGUCCAAGUUUCAAUGAAAAACCACGAAGAUAAACAAUAAAAUAAUGAAAUUCUUGCGUUACAAUUAACAUUGAUUAUUUAUAAAUUUAAAUUAUCGCAAGU